AGGGAUGUGUAUUUGCAUCUGACUUUUUACACGCCCUCUCUCACUCUGACGCAAAGUAGGAUACACUCUGCACGCUUUAGUUCAAUCGGGCUACACUGUCCCAGACUUGGUUGACUGACUUCUGACGCCCAACAAUGCAGACCAAGCUCCAGAAGUUUGAAAUCUUAUGUUUGCGCACGGGGCUGGCGGUGAGGGGUCUCAGGAGUGACAGCAAUAUGGAUCAGGCUACAAGUGUUGGUUUCUCUGCAUCCCUGUGGAAAGGCAUUUGAAGAGUGAGGAGACAUGAACAGCCUUGCUGCAGUGCCAGAGGAGAUCAUUUAGUCGUCCCAUUCUGGAUUUUAGCAAGAGCUCUUAAGGUGUACAACUGGAGUAUUAGUGAAGCUUAGAUCUGUUAUACUUUCUGUUACAGCUUUUCUUUCAAUAGCAUACUCUGUGUUUUGUUUUUCUACAACUCUUGGAUAAUCACCCACACUGCAGAGUCACUUUUGGAGACGUUGGAUCUGAAUUACGCACGGAUUUCCUCUAAUAAAUGACAGCUUCUGAGUGGUUUAUUGCUCCCUCACUUCAUCCCCUCAGCUCCCUGUAUCACACCGAUCCACCGUAUCAGUCCCCUCACCAGGUUAGACGCCGAGAGUGAAAGCCUCUCUAUCUCUUUUAGUGCGCCAGCGUGCGGCCGAGGGCCACCUGGCCGAGGAUGUGGGGAGGAGGUUUCCCGAUGUCUGUCACCGUGAUUGUGACUCUGCUACUGGUUAUUAUUGACGUGAAAGCCAGUGGGGAGUAUUGCCACGGCUGGCGCGACUCCCAGGGCGCGUGGAAAGAAGGGUUCCAGUGCCCGGAGAAGAUCGACGGAGAGGACUCGAUAAUCUGCUGCGGGAAAUGCGAGCUGCGCUACUGCUGCUCCAGCACGGAGGCACGGCUCGAUCAGGGGAGCUGCGAUAACGACCGGCAGGCUCAGGAGCCCGGGACAGAGAGCAAGGAGAACAAGGAUUCCGGUGCAGUGCCUAUCUAUGUGCCGUUCCUGAUUGUGGGCUCGGUGUUUGUAGCUUUCAUCCUGGUGGGCUCUGUGGUUGCUGUGUGCUGCUGCCGCUGCCUCCGGCCCAAACAGGAACUGUCAUCAGGAGGUGCAACAGGAGGAGGGGCUGGUGCUGGUCGUCUCUUGGAAACCAUCCCUAUGAUGGCCAGCGUGGGGACCUCCAGGGGUUCAUCGUCCCGGCAGUCCAGUACAGCAACCUCAUCCAGCUCCUCUGCCCCGCCUGCUGCACCCCGUCCUGCUCCUCCUCCACUCAUGCGGGCUCAGGCCUCCUGCUGCCUGCCUCCUGAUGCCAGCGUCUUCGUCAACAUGCCCACUAACUUCUCCGUACUCAAUUGCCAGCAGGCCACGCAAAUCAUGCCUCACCAGGGACAGUUUCUUCACCCGCAGUACAUCGGCUACGCCCACCCUGCCCAAGCCUUCCUGGACCCCACUCAGGGAGGAUACAGACCCCUCCAGUCCCCCUGCCCUCCUCCCAUUGGUGGCUCCAGUGUCACCAGUGAUCAGAAAUACCCUGCAGUGACUGUAUGAUAAGGGGCCAACCCGCAGACCACUCUGCCACUUUGUUGUGAAGUUUAACCUGUGAGGGCUGCGCCAGAGACCUUUAGGGGACGCUGCCAGAGUGGAAAAAUAGAAAGGCAGGGAGUCAGACUCACAAAGCCGUUGCUGGCUCAGGGCCUGCCUUGCUAUUGUGUGUGGUGUGUGUCUGUUUAGCGUGUCAUAUGAUCUCUUGGCAAGUUGGAAUGAGCUAAGCUCAGCCUAUGAUGGAUGCAUAAACAAUUUUCUGUCUUGAUGCAAAGACAAAACUGCAUAUAGGACUGUGUCUGUAUACAGUUGAGAUGGUUGAUCGUGCACAGCCCGCUGCAGCCUGCAGCUCAAAUAAAACUGUGUAUGUGUUUGUGUAUGCAUGUAUUUGCAUUUGAGAAUGAGAAAAAUAUUUGUUGGCCUAUAUGUGCUGGAAUGAGUGAUGACUGGAUGAUUUAUAGCAGUGAACUGUAUGAAAAGUGAAUAUUCAAGCAAAAAAAGUUAUGACCACAUGCUGUGUUUAUGCCAUGUGCACAUCUGCACUUGUGAAUGCUUGUGAGUGGUUUAUACAGUACAGUAUAUGUUUGUUUGUGUGAGGAAAGAAAGCAUGUGAAAAGAUGUUUGUACUGUAUGUGCGAGUUGGUGUGGAGUGGACGGAUGUGUGUAAUGGGAAAUGCAGGUGGUGUAAUGUGAAAGGCAGUCGCAAUCUCCCUGUAGACCAUUUAAACUCUAAUGAAGUGAACACAGGACAUAGACUGUGACGCUCCACCCUACUAUACAAUCCCCCUCCUGCCACCCAAAAAGAAAAAAGCACACAACCCCCCCCGCAAAAAAAAAAAACUGCCCUGAGCGGAAACACACAGACCGAAAUAAAAUUAAAAUAUUUAUGCAAGGCUUGCAGUUAAUGUACACGAGAAGUGUGUGUGUGACAGAGAAGGAGUGAGAGGCAGUUCUCUGAAGAUUACCAAGUUAAUUAUACAGCGAAAACUGCCCCCUUCACUUCUCUCCUGUGAGAGGUGUGUGUGUAUUUAACACUACCACAGUUCAGUGUGUAUGCUGAGGGCACAGGCAGCUCCAGGGCACCUUCGACUCAUUAUUUACCACUUAACAGCACAGAAGUGGUGUUUUUUGCUUAUUAAAAAAAAAAAAUUAGUCAAAUUUACUUUUUUCUGCGUACUGUUGUGCAGCUGGGUCCCUGGUAACUCAGUAACAUGCAACUUGAGGAAUGUGCUGCUCCACUGAGCGUGCAGCCUGAGAUGUCCCAAAGUACUGAAACUGGUAUGUUUGUGUGUACCUCAUCUGUACGCCCGAGCACAACGUCUAGUAAGAUAUGAUAGGCAGCUUGUGUGUCAAAAUAAGAGUAUCUGGAAAAGUAUGUAUGAAAAUUGGUCCAUAUUGAUGCAGGGGUAACAUUUUUCAUAUGAAUUCAAAAAAAAUAAAUAAAAAACAACUUUUAAAC
Molecule: messenger RNA, 3014 nt
Organism: Sander lucioperca (pikeperch)
Lineage: Eukaryota; Metazoa; Chordata; Actinopteri; Perciformes; Percidae
Product: protein shisa-2
Exons: 2
Coding region: 695-1561 (288 amino acids)
Source: RefSeq, a predicted model, not a curated record